This is a messenger RNA of Acanthosepion pharaonis, 735 nucleotides long. Lineage: Eukaryota; Metazoa; Mollusca; Cephalopoda; Sepiida; Sepiidae. The record is from the annotation of a GenBank genome assembly.
AUGCAUUCCUACUUACCUACUUAUCUAUCUAUCUAUCUAUCUAUCUAUCUAUCUAUCUAUCUAUCUAUCUAUCUAUCUAUCUCACUCUCGACAGCUGAACAAAUGGACAUAUUUUUUCGCCCAAAUACACAUUUAUUAAUAGAGAAACACAAGUACGUGUUUUUAUCUAUCUAUACGCUGGGUAUCUAUCUAUCUAUCUAUCUAUCUAUCUAUCUAUCUAUCUAUCUAUCUAUCUAUCUAUUAAAAAGAACCGACAAUUUCUAUACACUUGCAGACAAACAAACAUAUACACACAUAUGCAUCUAUCUAUCUAUCUAUCUAUCUAUCUAUCUAUCUAUCUAUCUAUCUAUCUAUCUUAACUUGUUCAUUAUCUAUCUUAACUUGUUCAUUAUCUAUCUUAACUUGUUCAUUAUCUAUCUAUCUAUCUAUCUAUCUAUCUAUCUAUCUAUCUAUCUAUCUAUCUUAACUUGUUCAUUAUCUAUCUAUCUAUCUAUCUAUCUAUCUAUCUAUCUAUCUAUCUAUCUUAACUUGUUCAUUAUCUAUCUAUCUAUCUUAACUUGUUCAUUAUCUAUCUAUCUAUCUUAUCUAUCUAUGUAUCUAUUAUCUAUCUAUCUUAACUUGUUCAUUAUCUAUCUAUCUAUCUAUCUUAACUUGUUCAUUAUCAUCUAUCUAUCUAUCUAUCUAUCUAUCUAUCUAUCUAUCUAUAUAUAUAUAUAUAUAUAUAUAUAUAUAUAA